GCCACCCACCAAGCCGCCCCACCAACCAAGCAUCGCAAAUAGGAAUAGCACCCCAAGAAUCCCAAUCGGAAACUGACCCAAUUUUCUCACAAAAGAGUUCCCAAACAACAGCCCCAAGAACCAGCUUCCACACCCCCAAAAGCACCACAAACACGCCGCUCCGGCCACCGAACCGGUACUGCCCUUCUAACCCUCCGGCACCGUGGCACACCGGCAUUGCCCCUAACCCCUCCCCGUCAUCCGCGUCGUCCAGCUCUCCCAAGGCCUCUCCUUCGCCUUCUCCGCAAUCAAAUACGUCCGAUACAACCAAGAUUUCGUCUCCGGAAAAUCGGGUACUUCUCGAUGUUGGGUCGGCCUCGACGGCCUUGUACUCGCUAUUUGCUCAAUUUUGUUUCUUGCACUGUCUACCGGUGCCGGUGAAACACAUGACAACGACAAGUACAUUCAAAUUUCGGAAAACCUAAAUAGUUCAUCAAAUCGCUCUCAACUUCGACUCCGCCGACGAUUGCGGAUUUUAUCGGCAAUUCCGACAGCUCUGAAUUCUGAAUCACCAUCAAAUAGCCAAGGGUUUCAUUUCCAAACCUUAGACUCUGCACUUUUGAAUCUUUCGAUCGUGAAAUCAAAAGACCCAUCUCAUCAACAUCGAAGAAAAAACGAUCUUCCUCUCCAAUUGAUAAUCACCAUCAGAUCAACAACUCCGAGCUGGAGGACUGAGAGGCCCAAUUACUUCGCCAUUGAUUCGACCUCUGAAGCUUCUAUAAUGAAUCUGGAUUUUGAACUAGCAGACUAGCAGUCGAUGAACGACCAAACAUAUACAUAUUCUUGAGCGAUCAACCGUGGGUGAUCUCUCUCUCCCUUGUGCGAUUGUGACCUGAUCGUCCAAGGACGAUAUUGUGACCGGAGACUUUAGGCUAUUUUUCCUCGGAAUUCUGGCAAUUUCAUUCUUCAAAGAGCAGCCGUUGGAAUGACAAGCAGCAAAUCAGACAACAUUCUAGCAGUCGAGAAGAAUGAUAAAACCCUGGAGAAUCUGGAGAAGUGUGAGAAUGAUGUAAGACAAAUGGCUGAAAAUGGUAGAUUGUUGCCUCUUCAGACCCCACUCCUUGAAGGUAGGAUUCCUACAGAAGAGCAAGAGGGUGAAAACAAUGUUGUGAAGUUUUUGGAUUCAAUGGAUAGCUAUCUAACCCUUUUGGAUUCCUUAUCUUCCACACUUCGACAGGGAUGGCUGGAAUUGGCCAGUGCUCGACAUUCUAUGGGUGCUUCACGUAUCAACAGUGCCUUAUUUGACCUCAAGCAUCACUCUGCUGCCACAGCGUUGCAAGUAACACAAUGUAAUGUUGAUUCCACGAUGAAGCAAACUCAUUUUACCUUGUGCAAAUGGAUGUCCCCUGACAAUAAAAAUUACUGCUCUGAAGAAGCGAAGUUUGAUGAGGAUGAGAUGUUACAAAGUCAGUCAACUAGUCAGCUUAGACAUCGGGGAAUAUCCCAGUAUUCUGAAAUUCAGGAGAAGAGAGAGAAAAGUAACGGACCUCUGCUUACAGUUGACGACCAUGCUCAAAAGGAACGAUCCAAAUUACUGUCGGUGUUUGGAGCUUUAGUUUCUCCAAAGCUUCGAUCUGCCCAACUUUCUUUUGAGACAGCUCUGGAGACACUUGUAGAAAUAGCAAACAUACGAUCAUCCAUGCUUUCUGCUUAUGAUCAAGUGCAGAAAGAGAUGGAAAGCACCAUGGGAUGAUGAAAGGUUGAUUGGUCCUGCAUCAGAACGGCUUAUAUGCCUAUCAAGAUCCAACAAAUCAUUUGCAUUUUCAUGUCCCCGGCUUUAUAAAUAUCAUGCAUUUCUGAUACUGAAAGGAUUUAACUGAUCACCAUAGCUCAAUCUCAGGACUGCAAAUACUAGUACUAUAUUGCUCUUUGGGAUCGAUCCUUGUGGCAUUUUUCCUCCACUUUAUGCUUUACAAGUUUUGCGUGCUUGCUCUGCUGCCAACCAACCAUUACAUGGAGUGGAGAACGUUAGCUUAGGUUGGCCUAAGCAUCACUGGAUUUCAUUUCUAUAAAUAAAGGAUGUAUUUAUAUAUUUCUAGCCUUGUCAAAGUAUUAGUGUAACCAACAUAAAAUUCAUGAGGCCCUUCAAGGUGAUCUUUUCUAAAAAAUAUUAUGUUUGCCAUUAUUUGAUUAUUA
This is a messenger RNA of Cornus florida, 2175 nucleotides long. RefSeq lists its product as uncharacterized. Gene Ontology annotation, cellular component: extrinsic component of endoplasmic reticulum membrane. The transcript is spliced from 9 exons. The record is from RefSeq and is a predicted model, not a curated record. The coding region runs from base 965 to 1732 and encodes 255 amino acids. Gene Ontology annotation, biological process: vacuolar proton-transporting V-type ATPase complex assembly. Lineage: Eukaryota; Viridiplantae; Streptophyta; Magnoliopsida; Cornales; Cornaceae.